Molecule: messenger RNA, 741 nt
Organism: Strongyloides ratti
Lineage: Eukaryota; Metazoa; Nematoda; Chromadorea; Rhabditida; Strongyloididae
Exons: 2
Coding region: 1-741 (246 amino acids)
Source: RefSeq, a predicted model, not a curated record
AUGUUUGUAUCAGAAAAAAAUAGUACAGAAAACAUUUACUCUGAAAGUGAUAAGCCAAAAAAAGUUAAAGACAACAAUUUACUACAAAAACCAUUAGAUUUUGAGGGAUUUUUUUUAAAUCGAAAUGCAAAACAAAUUCUUGAAGAGAUUAAUAAAAAGUCCAAAUAUCAAAAAAGAAGAUCAGAAAUUGAAUCAACAAUAGUUAGUAAUACAGAAUAUUCAGAGACAGAUAAUUUAUCUCAACAAUAUAAUUUUAUAAAUCACAAUAGAAAUAAAUUUAUAAACGAGAAUAUUUAUGAGAUAAAAAAAAAUGAACCUCAAACAGAUUUUGAAUCUGAUACUUUAUCUAAUGUAUUUCAUAAUUCUAUACCUAGUAAUGAGGUAAAUGAACAUAAUGUUGAAGUUACAAGAGAUUAUAAAUUAAAUAAUCAAGAAGAAAUAAGGCAUGAAGAUAUAAAUUAUAAUAAUAUAUACAGUAAUAUUGAAAAAGUGGAAAAUACUUUAGAAAUUAAUGAAGAUGAUCAAGGUUAUUAUGUAGAUAAUUUAGUAAAAAAUGAAGAUGAAAUUUUACCUAAAAAAGUUAAUAUUUUUAAAAAAGUAGAUGUAAAAAUGUGUGUAUGGAUUUUUUUGUCUUAUGCUUUUCUUGAUACAUUCAUUGCUGUAUACAAUGCAUGUACCCCAUUACAAAUGGCAUUUAUAGUAAUGUUAAUGGGUUCAUUACUAUUUUUCAAAUAUACUUAA